AUGGCGUGGACAGGAGCAGGAAUUAGACCGCCGCCAGGGAUUCCACUGGUGGCCGCCUCCCUGACUAGCACAAAUGUGGUGAACGAAGCUCCUUUCGAUCCAAAUGACACAGCGAGCCCGUUCUUUCUACAUUCAAGUGAGAAUCCGUCUUUAAUCUUAGUUUCCGCUGUUCUAGAUGGCAGAAAUUAUCACCCGUGGUCCAGCGCAAUGGAAAUGGCUUUGCUCUCAAAAAACAAGCUAGGUUUCGUUGAUGGCACAAUUGAAGUUCCAAGUGUAGCAGACGUGAAAUUUCCGUAUUGGAAGAGAUGCAAUAAUAUGGUUUCCACCUGGAUUACGCGAUCAGUUUCACCAGAAAUUGCCCAAACAAUCCUUUGGCUCGGCACGGCAGCAAGAAUUUGGAAUACACUGAAGGCUAGAUUCAGUGUUGCAGACAUCUUCAGAGUUUUUGAUCUUCAGGCAGAGAUCCAUCAAAUCAGGCAAGGGGAUUUGAGUGUAAGUGGUUAUCUUGCCAAAUUAAAUGUUCUAUGGGAUGAAUUACAGGUCAUUAGACCAUUACCUACCUGCAAAUGUGCAAAUAAGUGCAAUUGUGGAUUGUUGGAUACCUUGCAAAAACAUAUGGAUUGUGAUAAUUUGUCAGUAUUUUUGAGAGGUUUGAAUGAGAGUUAUAGCUCUGUUCAAUCCCAAAUUAUGAUGAUGAAGCCCCUUCCCACUGUUGACGAAGCAUUCAUGAUGGUUCAACAACAAGAGACAAGGCUUAAUGGUGGAAUCAUAGGAUUGCAAUCACCUCAUUCAACAGAAGGUCUAGGAGCUGGGAGUGUAUUCUUGGCACAGACCAGUGGAAACAACUCAGGAUCCAAGAAGUUUUACUCUAAUGGUAACAAGAAACCAGUCUGUACUUUUUGUGGAUUCACUAGACACACUGUAGAAAAGUGUUAUAAGAAGCAUGGAUACCCACCCGGAUGGAAACCAAGGACCAAAAGUGGUGGGGCAAUCAAUCAAAUGCAACUUAAUACCACUUAG
Ipomoea nil (Japanese morning glory) is the source of this 1020-nucleotide messenger RNA. RefSeq lists its product as uncharacterized. The transcript has a single exon. The record is from RefSeq and is a predicted model, not a curated record. Lineage: Eukaryota; Viridiplantae; Streptophyta; Magnoliopsida; Solanales; Convolvulaceae. Bases 1 to 1020 code for a protein of 339 amino acids.